Messenger RNA from Phascolarctos cinereus (koala), 3426 nucleotides. RefSeq names its product integrin subunit beta 1 (gene ITGB1). The record is from RefSeq and is a predicted model, not a curated record. Gene Ontology annotation, cellular component: focal adhesion; synapse; integrin complex. Gene Ontology annotation, biological process: cell-cell adhesion; cell migration; integrin-mediated signaling pathway. NCBI's taxonomy places the organism in Eukaryota, Metazoa, Chordata, Mammalia, Diprotodontia, Phascolarctidae. Gene Ontology annotation, molecular function: laminin binding; integrin binding; C-X3-C chemokine binding.
AGGAGGAGCCCGAGCCGCAGCCUGAGCUGCCACCGCCCGCCCGCCCUCCGGGAGAGCCGGGGAAACAGCUCGGAGCGGCCGCGGCAGCGAGAGAGCCAGGCCGGCCCGCAGCACGCGGCCCGCCGCCCGAGCGCGCGCGCCCCCAGAGUCCCGCGCGGACUGCGGCGAGAUGAGUUUACAACUAAUUUUCUGGGUUGGACUGGUCAGUUGCUCUAUCUGUCAAGUAUGGGGCCAAACAGGUGGAAAUGACUGCUUAAAAGCAAAUGCAAAAUCAUGUGGAGAAUGUAUUCAAGCAGGACCAAAUUGUGGAUGGUGCACAAAUUCCUCAUUUUUACAAGAAGGAAUGCCUACUUCUGCCCGGUGUGAUGAUUUAGAAGCAUUAGAAAAGAAAGGCUGCCGUCCAGAGGACAUAGAAAAUCCUCGAGGCCACAAAAUUAUCCGGAAAAAUAAAAAUGUGACAAAUCGCAGUAAAGGUACAGCAGAAAAACUCCAGCCUGAAGAUAUUACCCAGAUCCAACCACAGCAGCUAACUUUGAAGUUACGCUCGGGAGAACCACAGACAUUUACAUUAAAAUUCAAGAGAGCUGAAGACUAUCCUAUUGACCUCUAUUAUCUUAUGGAUCUCUCUUACUCCAUGAAAGACGACUUGGAGAAUGUAAAGAGUCUUGGAACAGAUCUAAUGUACGAAAUGAAGAGAAUCACUUCAGAUUUCCGAAUUGGAUUUGGUUCCUUUGUGGAGAAAACUGUGAUGCCAUAUAUUAGUACAACACCGGCUAAACUCAGGAACCCUUGCACAGGCGACCAAAACUGCACCAGUCCAUUUAGCUACAAAAAUGUGCUCAGUCUUACAGAUAAAGGGGAAGUGUUUAAUGAGCUUGUAGGAAAACAGCACAUUUCUGGCAAUUUGGAUUCUCCAGAAGGGGGAUUUGAUGCAAUCAUGCAGGUUGCAGUUUGUGGAUCAUUAAUUGGCUGGAGAAAUGUUACACGACUAUUGGUUUUUUCCACUGAUGCUGGGUUUCACUUCGCUGGAGAUGGUAAACUUGGUGGAAUUGUUUUACCAAAUGAUGGACAAUGUCACCUAGAAAAUAAUGUGUACACAAUGAGCCAUUAUUAUGAUUAUCCUUCUAUUGCUCACCUUGUCCAAAAACUCAGUGAAAAUAACAUUCAGACAAUUUUUGCAGUUACAGAAGAAUUUCAGGCUGUUUACAAGGAAUUGAAGAAUUUGAUCCCCAAGUCAGCAGUAGGAACAUUGUCUGCAAAUUCUAGUAACGUGAUUCAGUUGAUCAUUGAUGCAUACAAUUCCCUGUCUUCAGAAGUCAUUUUGGAAAAUGGCAAGUUGCCAGAGGGAGUAACAAUAAAUUACAAAUCUUACUGCAAGAAUGGAGUGAAUGGGACAGGAGAAAAUGGAAGAAAAUGUUCCAAUAUUUCCAUUGGUGAUGAGGUUCAGUUCGAGAUUAGCAUAACUUCCACAAAAUGUCCUGAGGAGGACACGAAAACCGUCAAAAUUAAGGCUCUGGGUUUCACUGAAGAAGUAGAGAUUACACUCCAGUUUAUCUGUGAAUGUGAGUGCCAGAGCGAAGGCCUUCCAAAUAGUCCAGAGUGCCAUGAGGGAAAUGGAACAUUUGAGUGCGGUGCCUGCCGGUGCAACGAGGGACGUGUUGGUAGGCAUUGUGAAUGUAGCACGGAUGAAGUAAAUAGUGAAGACAUGGAUGCUUAUUGCAGAAAAGAAAAUAGUUCUGAAAUUUGCAGCAAUAAUGGAGAAUGUGUCUGUGGACAGUGUGUUUGCAGGAAGAGGGAUAAUACAAAUGAAAUUUAUUCUGGCAAAUUCUGUGAGUGCGACAAUUUUAACUGCGAUAGAUCCAAUGGAUUAAUUUGUGGAGGAAAUGGUGUUUGCAAGUGUCGAGUGUGUGAGUGUAACCCCAAUUACACUGGCAGUGCUUGUGAUUGCUCUUUGGAUACAUCUUCAUGUAUGGCAUCAAAUGGGCAGAUCUGCAAUGGCCGAGGAGUAUGCGUAUGUGGUUCCUGUAAAUGCACCGAUUCUAAAUUCCAAGGGGCAACUUGUGAGAUGUGUCAGACUUGCCUUGGUGUCUGUGUUGAGCACAAAGAAUGUGUUCAGUGCAGAGCUUUUGAAAAAGGAGAAAAAAAAGACACAUGUGCAAAAGAGUGUUCUUACUUCAACAUUACCAAAGUAAAAAGUCGAGAAGACUUACCCCAGCCUGGCCAGCGGGAGGCCCUCUCCCACUGUAAGGAGAAGGAUGUUGAUGACUGCUGGUUUUAUUUUACAUAUUCAGUCAAUGGAAAUAAUGAAGUUGUUGUUCAUGUAGUGGAGACACCAGAGUGUCCCACUGGUCCAGAUAUCAUUCCCAUUGUGGCUGGAGUGGUUGCAGGAAUUGUGCUGAUCGGCCUUGCAUUAUUGCUGAUUUGGAAGUUGCUAAUGAUAAUUCAUGACAGAAGAGAAUUUGCUAAAUUUGAAAAGGAGAAAAUGAAUGCAAAAUGGGACACGCAAGAAAAUCCGAUUUACAAGAGCCCUAUUAAUAAUUUCAAGAAUCCAAACUAUGGACGUAAAGCUGGUCUCUAAAUUUCCGGUGAAAAUCCAAUUUACAAGAGUGCAGUGACAACUGUGGUCAACCCUAAGUAUGAGGGCAAAUGAACAUGCUUACGCAAAUCCACAACAUUGUCUGCAGGGGCAGUUUUUAUAGUCACAGUAAGAUAGCUUUAGGGCAGUACCGCAGUGGUUUUACUAACUCAUUACAUGUAUGUGUUUCCUAUGCAGGUUUUGAAAAUGUACAGUAUGUAUAAUUUUUUUUGCAAAUAGAGUUAUAAUCAGUGCCAGGGACUGACAGAAAACUUGAGAUAGGAUCUUGAUCCUAGUCAGCUGAGGUCACAUUGUGCCUUUUUGACCUUUUCCCUCCUAAGCUAUUGAUAUCUAGGUCUUUAGGAAAUAUAAGAUACUGACUGCUAAGAAUACUUUGAGAGGGAAAUGGUUAAAGUAAUCAGCAUGAUGAGGUCUGUCCAUUAAGUAUUAAAUGGAAUUUUAGCUUUACAAAAAUAUCAGGGCUUGAGUUUGCAAAUACAUUGAAUCCAAAGUAAUUACUUAGCUAUUAGCUUAGUUAGAAAUAUUACUUUUAAACUUAUCUUAUUGAGAUUUGUCUGUGAGGCACCUCUGAUUGAUUACAUUGCUGUAACUUAAGCAGGUUGAGAAUUAAGUGCGUAAAAAGUUUUUAAAAUAUUUGAUUAGUAUUUUCUUACUGUCUACAGGAAGACUAAAAAUAUGUGGAAUGAAUUGAAAGUAUUAGGAAGGAGAAAAAUAGCUUUAAAAAAAACCAAUCUAUAUGCUGUUUUCAAGAGUUACUGGUUUGUACAUAGUAACAGCAAUAUUGUUCGAUGAAGACUUGUAAAUGACUUAGCUAUUCUCAGCAAUACAAU